GCCCAGAGCCGACUCAGGGUUGGAGCGGCCGCAACGGGCGGGGCGGGGCCGGCCCUAGGGCAUCCCGAGUUCGGAUCCCAGGAGGCCCUGCGGCCGCCGCGCAGGUUCCCUCGGCCGGGGUCGUGAUGGAGCUGCCUGCUGUGAACCUGAAGGUGAUUCUUCUGAUUCACUGGCUGCUGACAACCUGGGGCUGCAUCGUGUUCUCAGGGUCCUAUGCCUGGGCUAACUUCACCGUGCUGGCCUUGGGUGUGUGGGCCGUGGCCCAGCGGGACUCCAUCGACGCCAUCAGCAUGUUUCUAGGCGGCUUGCUGGCCACUGUCGUCUUGGACAUAAUCCACCUGGGCGUCUUCUACCCGCGCUCCAGCCUCUCGGACACAAGCCGCUUCGGGGCCGGCAUGGCCAUCCUCAGCCUGCUGCUCAAGCCCCUCUCCUGUUACCUCGUCUACCACAUGUACCAGGAGCGCGGCGGCGACCAUCUCUUCCACCCAGGCUUCCUUGGACCUUCACAGGAACACAAUGCCUACCAGACGAUUGACUCACCAGCUGCACCUGCGGACCCCUUCGCGGGCCCCGAGGGCAGGGACCAGGCUGCCCGAGGGUACUGAGGCUGGCUGCAAGGUGCCUGGUUCCAGCCGGACUGCUCACCUCCUGAUACCGGGAGGUGACUCGAGGGACGCUCCUGCCCUCCAUCUCUCGGCCCUAAGAUGACUGUCCUCCCCCA
Messenger RNA from Ochotona princeps (American pika), 721 nucleotides. RefSeq names its product angiotensin II receptor associated protein (gene AGTRAP). NCBI's taxonomy places the organism in Eukaryota, Metazoa, Chordata, Mammalia, Lagomorpha, Ochotonidae. Gene Ontology annotation, cellular component: plasma membrane. The record is from RefSeq and is a predicted model, not a curated record. Gene Ontology annotation, biological process: angiotensin-activated signaling pathway; regulation of blood pressure. Bases 126 to 605 code for a protein of 159 amino acids. The transcript has 5 exons.